Messenger RNA from Brassica rapa (field mustard), 1664 nucleotides. Its product is annotated as F-box protein SKIP22. Gene Ontology annotation, molecular function: protein binding. The record is from RefSeq and is a predicted model, not a curated record. NCBI's taxonomy places the organism in Eukaryota, Viridiplantae, Streptophyta, Magnoliopsida, Brassicales, Brassicaceae.
UCUGCUUUAGCCUCUCCGUUUAUGAGCUUAGAUCGAUAUCACCGAAGAAGUGUACGACAAAAUGAAGCUGCGAUUGAGACGCCACGAGACCAGAGAAACCCUGAAACUCGAAUUACCCGAUUCCAUCACUCUCCACGAUCUCCGCCAACGGAUCAACGAACCAUCCCCUUCCUCCGUUCAUCUCUCCCUUAACCGCAAAGACGAGCUCCUCGCUCCUUCUCCCGACCAUACCCUCCGAUCCCUCGGCGUAACAUCCGGUGACCUAAUCUACUACUCCCUCGUUCCCUCUGCUUUCGCUGCUUCCCUCGAGGAGAUCGCCUUAGCCUCGUCUUCAGAAGUUAAAUCGCAGAAUGAGAUGGGGAUCGGAUUCGCAGCAUCCGAUGUAGAUAUGCAUAUCCAAGAUCCGGGGGAAGCUUCGGGUCACGCCCCAGACCCGAUGGAUGUUGAGGAGCUUGAUGUGGAGCUCGCCGCCGCGGGUAGCAAGAGGUUGACCGAACCGUUCUUCUUGAAAAAGGUUUUACUUGAGAAGUCUGGUGAUACAAGCGAGUUGACUACUGUAGCUAUGUCUGUUCACGCCGUGAUGUUGGAAUCUGGAUUCGUUCUGUUUAACCCUGACUGCUCUGAUAACAAGUUUAGCUUCUCGAAGGAGUUGCUUACUGUGUCCCUUAAGUAUACUCUCCCUGAGUUAAUGACCAGCGACAAAGGGGUUGAGUCUGUGACUGUGAGGUUUCAGAGCUUAAGCGAUAAGGUUGUGGUCUACGGUUCUCUAGGUGGGAAGCUGCAAAGGUUGUAUCUUGAUAAGCGUAGGUUUGUGCCUGUGAUUGAUUUGGUUAUGGAUACUUUGAAGUCUGAUAAAGACGGCUCUUCGAGCAUCUACAAGGAGAUGUUCAUGUUCUGGAGGAUGGUGAAAGACGGUCUUGUUAUCCCUUUGUUGAUUGGUCUUUGCGAUAAGUCUGGUUUGGAGCUUCCUCCGUGCUUGAUGCGUUUGCCGACGGAGCUGAAGCUGAAGAUACUGGAGUCGCUUCCUGGGGCUAGCGUUGCGAAGAUGGCUUGCGUUUGUACGGAGAUUCGGUACCUGGCGACGGACAAUGACUUGUGGAAACAGAAGUGUUUGGAGGAAGCUAAGCAUCUGGUUGUGGAUGGAGAGGGUGAUUCGGUUAACUGGAAGGCCAAGUUUGCUGCGUUUUGGAGGCAGUACAAACGGCAGGUUUCGUCAUCAAGGCGAACCUUAAGGAACUUUGGCAUGGGUAGAAACCGCGUUCCUCCAUUUCCUCGGAUUCCAGACCCUGACCAUUUCGGAUGGAUUAAUGGGGGUGGCUUGCCUGGACCUGGACCAUUCAUUAUGCUCCCUGGACAACCGGCGGGACGACUUGGGGGACGAAGAUUGGGACGUAGUUUUAGUCCCAGAUGCAAUCUUGGAGGAAACAGCUACCAACAACAUGGUGAGUGAAUCGUAUGGAGGAUAGGUGAAGUAUAUGGCUUUCUGCAUCAGCAAAUAAAUGGCCUGGAUACUUGUUUAUAAGUUUUUAUCUAUAAAUAUUUCUUUUGUUUUGGAUGUUUUUUCUCUUUGUUCUUGCCAUGCUUAUGCUAUCUUAUAAUAAUAAUAUUGCAUCAUAUAUUUUGCUAUUGCUCUUAAUUUACAGAUGUCUUUAUGAUUCGAUUCA